Molecule: messenger RNA, 2541 nt
Organism: Truncatella angustata
Lineage: Eukaryota; Fungi; Ascomycota; Sordariomycetes; Amphisphaeriales; Sporocadaceae
Exons: 3
Biological process (GO): nucleoside metabolic process
Molecular function (GO): catalytic activity
Source: RefSeq, a predicted model, not a curated record
AUGUCAGAUCCCGACAUCUACACAGUCGGCUGGAUAUGCGCGAUUACCACGGAAUUCGUUGCUGCGCGAGCUUUCCUCGACGAAGAACAUAAGGGCCCGAAACACGUCGCGCAUCACGAUAACAAUAACUAUAUACUAGGCCGGAUCGGAGAACAUAAUGUGGUGAUUGCGGUUUUACCGGACGGCGAUUACGGAACAGCCUCUGCUGCCGGCGUCGCUCGCGAUAUGCUCCACAGCUUUCCGAACAUCAGGAUUGGUCUCAUGGUCGGGAUUGGCGGUGGUGCACCGUCUGCAAAGCAUGAUAUUCGGCUCGGCGAUAUCGUCGUUAGCGCUCCUCGAGGUAGCCACGGCGGCGUGUUCCAGUAUGACUUUGGCAAGACGAUCCAGUAUCAGGAGUUUCAAGCGACAAGGUUCCUAGAUCAACCGCCGGCUAUCCUACGCGCGGCUGUCAGUGGACUGAAAGCGCAAUUCGAGGCCGACGGCCACCAGAUUCAGGAAGCUAUCCAAGCUGCUUUUGUGAAGAAGCCGAGACUGCGACAGAAGUAUGAUCAGCUGGACCCGAGUACAGACAGGCUCUACCGUGCCGAUAUCGUCCAUCCACCCGAAGCUGAAGUUGAAGCAGCAUGCUUGAUAUCUUGUGGCAGUGAUACCUCCUUGCUGGUGGCACGCCCCGCACGAGAUCAGGAUGAAGAUAACCCUAUGAUACAUUAUGGUUUAAUCGCUUCUGCGAAUCAGUUGAUGAAGGAUGCGGUCAUACGAGACAAGCUGGCGCAAGAGGAAGACGUUCUCUGCUUUGAGAUGGAAGCUGCUGGGCUGAUGAAUCACUUCCCAUGCCUAGUAAUUCGCGGGAUCUGCGACUAUUCCGAUACCCAUAAAAACAACCUGUGGCAAGGCUACGCGGCGAUGGCCGCGGCUGCCUAUACUAAAAAUAUCCUUAAUAGGAUUGCUCCAAAUAGGGUAGAGGUCGUGAGGAAAUUAAGCGAGUUGCUUAACGAGAUGGAUUCUACGCUUACUAAUAUGCACACGGAUAUAAAAAGCAUUCGAAUGGACAAGUAUUCCGACGACCUCAUGCAAUGGUUAGCCCCACCUCACGUUUCCUUCAAUAUGAACAAAGCCAUCGAGGCUCGUUAUCCAGGCUCCGGCCGCCGAUUGCUUGAGAGCGAGGCAUAUACAACCUGGAAGAAGGGUGACAACUCAUUCCUUUGGCUUCACGGCAUCCCUGGAUGCGGCAAGACUAUCCUUGCGUCUACUGUAAUUGAAGACCUCCAAAAAAACCAAAGCCAGAGUGCUUUACAGACGCUGCUCUACUUCUACUUCGACUUUACCGACAGCCGGAAGCAGUUAUUCGAGAAUACACUCCGCUCCCUCGUUUGGCAGAUAUAUUGCCGGAAUGAGAAUUCUCGACAGCAUCUCAACUCGCUUUAUUCGUCGACAUGCCGAGGCGGAAAGGAGCAGCCCAGCUUCGAUUCUCUACAAAGGACCUUUACCGAAAUGAUGGGCAACCUUGAAGAAGUAUGGAUCGUGCUCGAUGCUCUUGACGAGUGCGAGACACGAAACAAGUUGCUAUCUUGGAUACGGAAUAUCGCCCAGGACUCUUCUGCGCAGGUGAACAUUCGCCUUCUGGUAACAAGUCGGCCGGAGCAGGAUAUAAUGACGGCUAUUCAACGCCACGCCAGUGACGAACAGAUAAUCGCUAUAAGUCAUAACUUGCUUGAGUCGGAUAUCCGAAACUACGUACAGGCUCGAGUCCGUGAGCACGAAGGUCUCAGUCGGUGGCGUGGAUAUAAGGAGAUCCAAGAUCAGAUUGAGGCCAGUCUGCUUGAGAAGGCUAACGGAAUGUUUCGUUGGGUCUCAUGUCAGCUUGAUGCGUUGGAAGACUGCUUAGAACGGAAAAGUCUGUUUAGAGCACUUCAAAGUCUACCAAAAACGCUCGACGAGACGUACGAGCGAAUACUGGCAAGUAUACCUUCAGCGCACGUACAACAUACAAGACGGAUCUUGCAGUUCCUGACAUACUCGGAACGACCGCUACGACUUGAUGAGGCGGUCGAUGCGAUUGCCGUCGAUGUCGGAAAGAACGUGGCUCGAGGACGACGAUUUGAUUUCAAGGAUAGGUUGCCGGUUCCAGAAGAGAUCACCCGGUACUGCUCAAGUCUUGUUGCGCUCGUCUCAAGGCAGGGCAAAUACCGCGAAGAACAAACAGUAAAAGAGAUCCAGCUGGCACAUUUCUCAGUUAAAGACUAUCUUGCCUCAGACCGUCUAGAAAGUAAAAUUGGUCCGUAUUUGCAGGAGACGUCUGCCCGAAGCGCUAUUACCGAAGUCUGCCUAGCAUAUCUCUUGGAACUUGAGCAAAGUAAAUCAGCCAGAGAGAUUAAGAAUACAUUCUACUUUGCGCACUAUGCGGCUCGAUACUGGGCAAGCCAUGCUAUCAUAAGCGAGCGCAACAGCCAAUAUGCCUUUAAGCUUAUGAAAGAACUUUUUUUGAAUCGUCCUCGUAUCGAAAGCUGGUGCCUACUUUACGACCCAGAUAGGUCUUGGGCC